This is a messenger RNA of Aspergillus calidoustus, 951 nucleotides long. NCBI's taxonomy places the organism in Eukaryota, Fungi, Ascomycota, Eurotiomycetes, Eurotiales, Aspergillaceae. The record is from the annotation of a GenBank genome assembly.
AUGCUGCUUCGUCGUUUCUCUCUCCUCCUCUCCUCCCGCCUCGCUACACGACCCCUCCGAAGAAUCGAAUCGCCCAAACAGCUCGCGAAAAGAAUGGCUGCCCUCCCUAACACAUACGACGCGCCCGUCCCCAUCGCCGUCAUCGGCGGCACCGGCCUCCGCGAACUCCCCGGCUUCACCCAGGUCGCCUCGCUGAACAUCACGACGCCCUGGGGCACGCCAUCAUCCCUAAUCACGAUCGCGCCGCACGAGGUCCCUGCCCGCGCUAAUAUCGCCGCCCUCCACUCCAUUAGCGUCCGCACCAUCAUCGCCUUCUCCGCCGUCGGCAGCUUGCAGGAGGAGAUCAAGCCCCGCGACUUCGUCGUCCCGGACCAGGUCAUUGACUGCACCAAGGGCAUCAGACUGUUUACAUUCUUCGAGGGAGGCGUUGUUAGGCACGUUCCAUUUAGCGAUCCAUUCAAUGAGGGCGUUGCGAAGAUCGUAUGGGCUUGCGGACAUAGUUUAGAGGGCGAGGGGGUCGUGCUGCACGACCGCGGCACGCUCAUCUGCAUGGAGGGCCCCCAAUUCUCCACCCGCGCAGAGAGCAAGCUGUACCGCUCGUGGGGCGGCUCCGUGAUCAACAUGUCGUGCCUCCCCGAGGCCAAGCUCGCGCGCGAGGCCGAGAUCGCCUACCAGAUGAUCUGCAUGUCGACCGACUACGACUGCUGGCACGAGUCCGGCGACGACGUCACCAUCGAGAUGGUCAUGGGCAAUAUGAAGGCCAACGCCGUCAACGCCAAGCACUUUGUCACUGUCGUGCUGGACGCGCUUGCUGCUGAUGAGAACGCGGACCUUAUCCAGGCCAAGCACUACACCGGCACUGUCAAGUUUGGUCUGAGCACUGCGCAGGCGAACUGGAGUGCUGAGGCGAAGGAGAAGAUGAACUGGCUGUUCCCGGGCUACUUUGAAUAG